AUGUGUUUCGGAUUCUUAAUUCCUGAUGAACACAUGCAGUCUGUUGGAAAAAUGUAUCACGACAAACUUUAUCCGGAUGACGAAAUUGAAGACUAUUAUGCGCACGCUACGUAUGGCGAUGUCGCCUCUACAACUUUCAUGGAAAGAGCCAAACAAUUACCAUGGGCAACUCCAAGAAUGGAAACUGUUUAUUCUACCCGUGAUGGCGACAUUGGACGAGUUGUGUCACUAUUCGACAAUUAUUCGCAUCAUUUGGGACAACUGGGUAGUCCGAGGCGUCCUGGACCCAAACAGCUCACGCGAGGAAUCAUCGAGCAGUACCAAAAGGCGAUUGAGGUCGACAUAUUGCCGCGCUGGUACUAUUUGACGGAUCAGUCAGUGGUUUGUGUACCUUUCCGAAACGUUAUGUACUCGACGCCACAUUUCGGCGUCCUUACUCUGAUUUUUGAUUUCUACAUCGGAGUCACCGGUCUAGUGACUCUUUCUUCUUGGAUAAACCUGUCUGAGGGACGCAUACUGGCACUGGUGGUUGCUCGUGGGAGUGCUGCUGGGUUCGGCCAAAGUCAUGUUUGCGCCGCUCGAAGGACUUUCAAGAGCUUCUGUGGAGAUGGCGCGUGA
This is a messenger RNA of Lentinula edodes (shiitake mushroom), 618 nucleotides long. RefSeq lists its product as uncharacterized. The record is from RefSeq and is a predicted model, not a curated record. The transcript is spliced from 3 exons. NCBI's taxonomy places the organism in Eukaryota, Fungi, Basidiomycota, Agaricomycetes, Agaricales, Omphalotaceae. Bases 1 to 618 code for a protein of 205 amino acids.